Messenger RNA from Cimex lectularius (bed bug), 2756 nucleotides. RefSeq names its product nose resistant to fluoxetine protein 6-like. Gene Ontology annotation, molecular function: acyltransferase activity, transferring groups other than amino-acyl groups. The record is from RefSeq and is a predicted model, not a curated record. Lineage: Eukaryota; Metazoa; Arthropoda; Insecta; Hemiptera; Cimicidae. The coding region runs from base 45 to 2216 and encodes 723 amino acids. The transcript is spliced from 13 exons.
AAACCCUUUGAUCAUUUUUCUGAGUGAGGCGUCAGUGCGUCAACAUGUCGCGUUUGGCCGUUUUGGUGCUCGCCGGCUGUUUUUUGGCCGUGGCGUUCGCCGAUGACACCGGCCUCACUCAGCACAAGAAGGCCAGGGAUAACAAAAGCGUCCUUACCAGCAUUCCAGGAUUCAUCAAAUGGCUCUACGAAAAAGUGAUAGAAGCUUUGCAAAAUAUGUCGGACACGACUGACAUCGAAGUCUGGACCUGCGUCUUGGGGAUAAAAGCGUACGUAAAAGGGCUAAGGAAAGGGCAAAUUUGGGCUUUGUCCAUGGUCGACGCUUCAGCCAAACUCCAGUCUGGCUUCCUGGUAGGAAACUUCGCCGACCUGGGCCAAUUUGACCAAUGCGUCGAUAUCGAACCUGAAGAGUACUCUUUAAAGGGGAUGCACUGCCUUACGGAUUUGAAAAUCACACUACCGGCAAACUUCACCAUUGAUAUAGACGGAUUAACCGUGCCCAUAAGCGCUCUGCUCGGUUCGAACACGCUCACAUUGACCAUGGGGCAAUGUUUUCCGUCUUCGUGUGAACCGUGGAUUUUAGAACGUUCUUUCAACACCAUCCUCCAAGGAGCGAACAUGUUGAUGACCGGGACGAAAAUGGAAGUGGCCAUUGAUCCAAACGAUUGCCACCUGAAGGAAAGAGGAAACUACUCCACAACAGAAUGGGUUGUUAUGAUAUUCAUUUUAUUUUUCGUUUUCAUAACUUCGAUAUGCACGACAGCAGAUUUCUUCAGCCUAAAGAACAGGAUCAAGAACAGGCAACCGUAUCCUGGUGAGCACAUGAUACUCGCUUUUUCUGCCUAUACCAACCUGAACAAGUUGAUAUCAACGAAAACCUCCCCAGACUCCAUAACUUGCAUCAACGGUCUCAAGGCGCUUUCCAUUAGCUGGGUCGUCCUUGGGCAUAAGUAUCGUUACCUAAUGAAUCAGCCAAUUACAAAUCUAGUUUCUAUCCCAAAAGAAAUCAAAAAUUGGACCAAAAUGUUCAUACUCAGCGCACCUUUGUCUGUCGACACGUUCUUCAUGAUUUCCGGCCUGCUGAACAUGUACGCCUUUUGCACUAUAAGGGCAAAGAAAAGGAAAUACACAAUAUUGGACGUUAUCAUUUCCUAUGUUCAUCGAUUUAUCAGAUUGACACCAUCAUACGCAAUGAUGAUCGCCAUCACUGCAACUUGGCUGUAUCGAACCGGCAAUGGGCCCGUGUGGGACCGCGUCGUCGGGAUUUCAAGCGAACAAUGCAGAACCGACUGGUGGUACAACAUCGCUUAUUUGAACAACUAUAUUAAUCCAAAUUCGUACUGUAUGAUGCAGUCUUGGUAUUUAGCUGCAGAUAUGCAGAUGUACUGGCUUUCACCUUUCGUACUCUACCCACUUUGGAGGUGGCCAUGGUUUGGAUACGUCGAAAUAGUCAUACUUGUCAUAGCUUCAAUAGCCUCGCCUUUCUCCAUCUCUUAUUUUGAGGAGAUAGUCGCUCCAAUUCCGAUUUCCACUAAUGCGACAGUCCAGAACUUUGUCAUGUCCGAGAUUUACCUGCCCACACACACAAAAACUGUAUCGUACGUAAUUGGUAUUCUCACAGGAUAUCUUCUAUACGAGAUGAAACAAAAGAAGAUCCAAUUUAAAAUGAAUUUGCUAGGUGGGUCUGUAUUGUGGCUGCUUACGAUCGCCUCGAUGCUUUACGCGGUUUACGGAGGAUACCAGAUAAUCCAACUGGACCAUCCUUACAACAAAAUCGAAUCUGCCUUUUACAUCGGUUUCUACAGGUUUUUCUGGGCGAUAGGGCUGAUGUGGAUCAUAAUCGCUUGCGUUAACAACUAUGCCGGUCCGAUAAAUGCCUUUCUUUCUUGGAAUGUUUUCGCCCCGAUAGGACGGCUGACGUACUGCAUUUACUUGACUCACGUCGCCGUUAUCCUGUACGGAAUCGGUUCUAUCAGGUCGCCGAAUUACUACACAGACUACGCACAGAUUCAUGGAUUCUUUGGAGAUAUGUUCAUAGUAAUAAUCUGCUCAACGGCUCUAUCUCUUUUGCUUGAAUCUCCUCUAGUGACAUUCGAAAAAAUUAUCUUUGGCGGAGCGCGAACAGGAAAUCGUGCCAGGUCCAGAAAGACAGAUGUAGAAGCUACUGGCAGCGCAGGGGCGACUGGCAUACACGGAGGCGAAAGACUUAAUUACUAAUUAAUUCCAUGAACUGCCAUUUUAAAUUAUUCAAACUAGUUUUAAAUUAUUUACAAUACUCUUUAAAUAAAUUAUAUACGAUUGUGUGUGUAUAUAUACACAACGAUAAGUUGUGUCAAAACAAGUAUUUAUAGUUCGAAUUUGUUUAUUCAAACCAAUUUUUAAUUUGAAAAAGGAUUUCAAGAUGUACAGAGGGACGGGACAAUUGUGACGAUACAAGCGGGCUAACGGGGAAUUCGCCCUAAGGGAUGUUGUUAAUCGAAGCGAGAAUAUCGAUAUUUCUACUUGAAAUGACUCGUAUAAAACAGGGUCGGCUGUCCGUCAGUUAAAACGAUAUAAUUUGAAAAGGCGUCGACGAACACUGCUGUACACGUGGUGAUCUCACAGUCUGUAAUUUGUCUCCCAUGUGCACUUCGCUGGGGUGUAAGGGGGUUUUUCAACGGUUGUCACUACCGAUGAUCCAGUACCCGGUAAAUGGGGCCCAUCUGGGCAAUAUUUCAAGACUAUAAAUAAAAUAUUCAAUGCCUUUUUGUUUUCUAA